Molecule: messenger RNA, 4798 nt
Organism: Scheffersomyces coipomensis
Lineage: Eukaryota; Fungi; Ascomycota; Pichiomycetes; Serinales; Debaryomycetaceae
Gene: ECM17
Product: sulfite reductase (NADPH) subunit beta
Exons: 2
Coding region: 488-4774 (1428 amino acids)
Biological process (GO): sulfate assimilation
Cellular component (GO): sulfite reductase complex (NADPH)
Molecular function (GO): FMN binding; heme binding; iron-sulfur cluster binding
Source: RefSeq, a predicted model, not a curated record
UUGUUUGUUUGUUUAUUUGUUUAAUUAUUUAAUUUGUUUGUAAUAUUAUCUAAUAUAAAAUUAUUGUUAUAAAGUCUUAAUAUGAAACCCCGGUACUUGUUGUAAUACAAAAGAGGGUGAAUGACAGGGGGUCUGAAAACUGUGAAACUAUGAUAGUUUAACUGCAAAAAAAUCACUUGAUAGCAAAUUUUGAUUAUUACACAAACGACGGGCUUUGGUUUCUAAAUGGUGCAAAAAGAACCAUCGACCAAUCAGGAAAUUGUUGAACUGCUUACCAUUAUUAAAUGUCACGUGCUAUGAUCUGAUAUGUUAUCGUACUGCAUAUAGAAUAAUGUUAAUUUUAAUUUUUUUUUUUUAGAGUUUUUUUUUGACUGUAUAUGGGAAAUAUAUCAAGGUCUUCAAAUUCCAUUAUAAAGUUUUUCAAUAUUUAGUUAGAUCCAAGACUAUUGGUUAUUCAUUGAAGUCAUAUACUUUUGAACCAUAUAUCAUGAGUGUAUACCAGGCCGAAGCAAUUGCACAGAUUGUAAGUGCGGUUGAAGGAACUGUAUAUGUCACUCAACCUUCUAAGGCUGUGUCUUCUUCAUUUUCCACUCAUUUCCCUGAUGCUCAAAUCUUGAUUGAAUCAAAUGAUCCAUAUUCUAGUGUUCAAAAUUACUUGGAAUCAUCUCCACAAGAUGAAAUUGUAACUGUCACUACUACUGGUGCUACAGUGUUUAAGAAUUUACCAUUCUUUUCAUCCAAGAUCUUUGACUCUAGAAGAGUUGUAUCUCAUAUCGAAUUAGAUUCAUUUGACUUUUCCAUUGUUACAAGUUUAAGAGAUUUGAACUUUCCUGUGUUAAUCUCUCAAAGUACGGCUGAAGCACAACUUUUUGCUAGUUUAGCUUAUAACUUAGCUGUCAAAUUAAACAAGGCUAUCUUUCAUUUUUAUACUCCUGCCACAUAUAAAGCUGAAACCAGUAUUAAAUCAUCUCAAGGUGUUUUCCUUAAAAACUUGGAAGAUUUAGAAGUAGAUCAAAUUGCCAAAGAAUUGAAUGUCAAUGCUUUCGAAAUUGUUAAUAAGGUUUCAAAUGCUAAAGAUGCUAUUCUUUAUUUAGGUCAAUUGACUAAAGAAUUGGUUGAUGCUAGUACUAAAGAAAAUACUUUAUUAAUAUCUGUAAAAGUUUAUCAACCAUUUGAAGUGUCAAGUUUAUUAUCAAUCAUACCUUCCAAUGUUGAAACUUUAUCAUUAGUCCAACAAUCAACCACUUCAACUUCAUUUUCACCAUUAUUAUUGGAUUUUUUCCUGAGUUAUUCAAAAUAUCAAUCAUUGAAAAAUUUCACUAAAGUUGUAGCUGCCACUUUUGGUUAUUUACAACUGGAUAAAUAUGAAUCAGCAGUUUCAAACUUAUUAGCCAAUGUUAGAUCUGCCAGUCCUGUUCAAAAUUUAACCUUUGGUAAAGUAAAUACUGAAUUGACUACUAAAUCAUCAAAAGCCAAACUCGAAGAACAAGCCAAAGCCAUCUCCAGUGCUUAUGUCUUAGAACAAGCUUAUGUCAAAUUAUUACAACAAGUUAAUCCAAGUAACUUACAUAUCUUAAAUGAAUACAAUGCUGAAAAUAUUGGUCUUGAAACUAAUCCAGAAUUUGGUUACGGUUCAUUUUUGUACAAUCAAGAACAACAACAAGAAUUAAUUUCAUUAGUAUUCAAAUCUAUCCAAGAUAACACUUUCCAAACUACUAAUAACACUGCUUUAAUUGAAUUGUUAACUAAAUGGUUAGUUCAAGUUAGAGAAGGUGGUGUCAUAGAUAAAAAAUCUGUGGAAGAAAUCGUCAAUCUCUUAAAAACUGAUGAAACCACUUCUACCUCCAGUGAUAUUUUAUCAUUAGCCGAAUACUUUGCUGUUAACACUAAUUGGUUAGUAGGAUCGGAUGCUUGGGCUUAUGAUUUAGGUUCAUCUGGUGUCCACAAUUUGAUUGCUUCAGGUAAAAAUAUUAAUAUGUUGGUUAUUGAUUCUGAACCAUACGGUGAGAAGAGUAAAUCCAUUAAUGGAUUCCGUAAGAAGGAUAUUGGUCUUUAUGCCAUGAACUACGGUGGCUGUUACGUUGCUUCCGUUGCUAUUUACUCUUCUUAUACUCAAGUUUUACAAGCUUUUAUUGAAGCUGAAAAAUUCAACGGACCAUCAAUUGUCUUGGCUUAUUUGCCAUACAAUAAAGAAACCGAUUCCACUUUAACCAUCUUACAGGAAACUAAGAAGGCUGUUGAUAGUGGUUAUUGGCCAUUAUAUAGAUACGAUCCAACUAUUGAAGAUGAAUCAAAAUCAUUCAAAUUGGACUCAUCUAACUUAAGAAAACAAUUACAAGAGUUCUUAGAACGUGAUAACAGAUUAACCUUAUUAGCUGCUAAAGAUCCAUCUUUAUCUAGAAAUUUAAUCGCUAAUGCUGGAAGUGAAGCUAAAGAUAAACAAAAGAAGAUUGCUGAUGAAUCAUAUGCUCAAUUAUUACAAGGAUUAUCAGGUCCUCCAUUAACUGUUGCUUUCGCUUCUGAUGGUGGUAAUGCCGAAGCCGUGGCUAAGAAAGUCAAUAGACAAGCUUUAGGUAGAGGUUUAAAAUCAAUCGUCUUAGCUAUGGAUGAUUUAUCUGUUGAAGAUUUACCAAAUGAAACUAAUGUUGUAUUCAUUACAUCUACUUCUGGUCAAGGUGAAUUUCCAACUAACGGUAAACAAUUCUGGGAUGGUGUUAAGAACACUACCGAUUUAGAUUUAGCCGCUAUCAAAUAUUCUGUUUUUGGUUUAGGUGAUUCUCAAUAUUGGCCAAGAAAGGAAGAUAAACAUUAUUAUAACAAGCCAGCUAAAGAUUUAAAUGCCAAAUUAAACAUUUAUGGUGGUGUUGAAUUAGCUGAAAUUGGUUUAGGUGAUGACCAAGAUCCAGAUGGAUAUAAUACUGGUUUCAAUGACUGGAUAGCCAAGAUUUGGACCGCUCUUGGAGUUGAUAAUGUUGAAGGUGUUGAAGAACCAAAACCAAUCACUAAUGAAGAUAUGAAGAUUGGAUCUAAUUUCUUAAGAGGAACUAUUGCUGAAGGCUUACAAGAUCAAUCUACCGGUGCGAUCAGUGCUGUUGAUCAACAAUUAACCAAGUUCCAUGGUAUUUAUAUGCAAGAUGAUAGAGAUAUUAGAGAUGAAAGAAAAUCUCAAGGUUUAGAACCGGCAUAUGCCUUUAUGGUUCGUCUUAGACUUCCAGGUGGUAAAGCUACUCCAGCUCAAUAUUUGAAAAUGGAUGAAUUAGCUGAUGUCAGAGGUAAUGGUACCAUUAAACUUACUACCAGAGCCACUUUCCAAUUACAUGGUAUCGUCAAGCAUGAUUUAAAACCUGCUAUUAGAGGUAUGAAUUCAGCUUUAUUAGAUACUUUAGCUGCUUGUGGUGAUGUCAAUAGAAAUGUUAUGAUUUCAGCCUUACCUCAAAAUGCUAAGGUUCAUGCUCAAAUUUCUGAUGUUGGUACUUUAAUCUCAGAACAUUUAUUACCACAAACUACUGCAUAUCAUGAAAUUUGGUUACAAGGUGAAGAUGAAAGUGAUAAACCAGGUGAUCGUGAAACUUGGGAAACUAGAAAAGUUGGUCCAACUAAGAAAAAGACUUUGGUUGCUGGUAAUGCGUUAGUUGAUUAUGAACCACUUUAUGGUCCAACUUACUUACCAAGAAAAUUCAAGAUUGUUAUUACAGUUCCUCCAUUUAAUGAUGUUGACGUCUACGCCCAUGAUAUUGGUUUAAUUGCUAUCGUUGAAGACAAUAUAGUUACAGGUUUCAAUCUUUUAGCUGGUGGUGGUAUGGGUUCUACUCAUAAUAAUAAAAAGACUUAUCCAAGAGCUGCUUCAAUGUUUGGUUAUGUUUCAAAAGAUAAAGUUCAUAUUGCAUGUGAAAAGAUCAUGUUAGUUCAAAGAGACUUUGGUGACAGAACUAAUAGAAAACACGCUAGAUUAAAGUAUACCAUUGAUGACUUAGGUGUUGAAGUAUUCAAACAAAAAGUUGAAGAUUUAUUAGACUUCAAGUUUGAAGAGCCAAGAGAAUUCAAGAUUGAAUCCAAUGUUGAUUACUUUGGAUGGACUAAGGAUGAAUUAGGUUUCAAUCAUUUCACUGCAUUUAUUGAAAAUGGUAGAAUUGAAGAUACUGUUGAAUUACCACAAAAGACCGGUUUAAAGAAAAUCGCUCAAUACUUAAAUGGUGGUAGAUCAGGUGAAUUCAGAUUAACUGGUAAUCAACAUUUACUUAUCUCCAACGUUGAAGAUGUUGAUUUAGAUCAUAUUAAAUCACUUUUAUCAGAAUAUAAAUUAAGUAACACUGAUUUCUCUGCUCUUAGAUUGUCAUCCGCUGCUUGUGUUGCCUUCCCAACUUGUGGUUUAGCAAUGGCUGAAUCUGAAAGAUACUUACCAGAAUUGAUUACUAAAUUAGAAGAAUCCUUAGAAGACUAUGGAUUAAGACAUGAUUCCAUUGUUAUGAGAAUGACUGGUUGUCCAAAUGGUUGUGCCAGACCUUGGUUAGCUGAAGUUGCCUUAGUUGGUAAAGCUUUAGGUGCCUAUAACUUGAUGUUAGGUGGUGGUCAUCAUGGUGAAAGAUUGAAUAAGAUUUAUAGAUACUCCAUUAAAGAAGAUGAAAUUCUUGAUAUAUUGAAACCAUUAUUCAAGAGAUGGAGUUUAGAAAGAGAAGAUGGUGAACAUUUUGGUGAUUUCUGUGUUAGAGUAGGUGUAAUUAAACCAACUCUUGAAGGUAGAUACUUCCACGAUGAUAUUCCAGAAGAAGCUUAAACCAACAAUUAUACAUAUAUAACA